AUGUUGGCCGAGUCUGAUAAUGGGGCAACACUGUUGGUGGGAAUGGAGGUGGAGGUUCUCCUGUGGACGCCAGAGCUGCCCGUCUGGCCAACAGACUUGGCAGAGGAUGCCAAGUCGCUCAACUCAGUCACAUCAAGGUCCUUGCGCUCGAACGUUUGUGUUGCUGAAGAAGAAGGAUUCAUUAAAGAGAGAAAAAUUGAUUAG
Messenger RNA from Ogataea philodendri, 204 nucleotides. RefSeq lists its product as uncharacterized. Bases 1 to 204 code for a protein of 67 amino acids. NCBI's taxonomy places the organism in Eukaryota, Fungi, Ascomycota, Pichiomycetes, Pichiales, Pichiaceae. The transcript has a single exon. The record is from RefSeq and is a predicted model, not a curated record.